GUUUUUCUAUAUUGUUAAAUUCUAUAUUGUUAAAUUCUAGUUGAGUUUUGUAGUAUCCUGGUUGUUUGUAAGUAUCUUGAGGUUUUAAUGGCAGAAAAACAAGUAAUUUUGGUUACAGGUGGAACAGGUUUGGUUGGAAAAGCUAUUCAACAAAUUGUAAAUGAAGACAUCCGCCCUAACGAAUUUUUUAUUUUCCUUUCAUCAAAAGAUGCAGAUCUUUCGUGUUUAGAUCAAGUUGAAAAAUUGUUUGAAAAGCACCAACCAACGCAUGUCAUUCAUCUAGCUGCUCUUGUUGGAGGUUUAUUUAAAAAUCUGAGUGCAAAUCUUGACUUUUUUAGAAAAAAUAUGGCAAUUAAUGACAAUAUUCUUGCAUGCUGCUAUAAAUAUAAGGUCAAAAAAUGUGUUUCAUGUCUAUCAACCUGCAUCUUUCCAGACAAGACAACAUAUCCCAUUGAUGAAACAAUGGUUCAUAAUGGUCCCCCUCACGAUUCCAAUUUUGGAUAUUCAUAUGCCAAGCGAAUGAUAGAUGUUCUUAACAGAGGUUAUAAAGAACAACUAGGAUGCAGUUAUACAAGUGUGAUCCCUUGCAAUGUUUUUGGACCUAAUGAUAAUUAUAAUAUAGAAGAUGGCCAUGUUUUACCUGGACUCAUUCAUAAGAUAUAUAAAGCUAAAGAAAAAGGUGAACCAUUGACAAUAUGGGGAACAGGAAGUCCAAGAAGACAAUUUAUCUACUCAUUGGAUUUGGCAAGAUUAUUUUUACUAGUUCUUCGAGAAUAUGAUGACUGCUCGCCUAUUAUUCUUUCAGUUGAUGAAGAUGACGAAGUUUCAAUUAAAGAAGCUGCUGAAAUGAUUGUUGAAGCUAUGAAUUUUAAAAAUCCAAUUGAAUAUGACACAACACGAGCUGAUGGACAGUUUAAAAAAACUGCCAGUAAUGCAAAAUUAAGGAAAUUAUGGCCUGAAUUUAAAUUUACUCCAAUGAGACAAGCCGUUCAAGAAACAUGCGAUUGGUUUGUAAAAAAUUAUGAACAUGCACGCAAAUAAAUUCACUUUGUAAAUAUUAAUAGGAAAAAGAUUGGAUUUUGUUUUUCUA
Molecule: messenger RNA, 1090 nt
Organism: Hydra vulgaris (swiftwater hydra)
Lineage: Eukaryota; Metazoa; Cnidaria; Hydrozoa; Anthoathecata; Hydridae
Product: GDP-L-fucose synthase
Biological process (GO): nucleotide-sugar biosynthetic process
Molecular function (GO): GDP-L-fucose synthase activity
Source: RefSeq, a predicted model, not a curated record